AUGGGUGAUGACAACUAUUGGUGGAGACCUGUACAAGGAGUACCUCAACUUUUCUAUACGGAACCCCUGGUGAAGGCAGACAUGGGUGGAUUAGAGCGAACCUUGCUGUGCCAAGGUCCCGUGGAACUCACAAGGGGCACGAAAACAAACAGACGACAUCUGUCCUUAUUUGAUGACGUUUUAGUAGUAUCUAGUAACCUGAAUAAGAAAAAAUUUAAAAUAAAAUUUAUCAUUCCACUGAAUAACCUGUGGGCUGUGGAUAAUGUGGAACUAGUCAGAAAAAAUGAAUUCUCUCUUUGCAAGAACCUUUUCCUGUUUUGGCCAGAUGGCAAUUUUUUGGCUUCCUUUCGUUCGAUUGAAGAGAAAGAUCACUGGUAUUAUUUUAUCAGAAGAUCCAUUGAUGCAGCCAAGAUGGAUAUGAAGAAACCAUUCUCUCUUAAGAUAUUCACCGAAGACAUACCAACCUGUGACACUAACAGUGAAGAUUUCGAACUAUGGUUCUGCCCUGGCCAUGAGGAACCUCCUAGAGCACUGCACAGCUAUGAGUGUCCACAUAAAGUUUUAAUGAAUCACCUUCAAAUUAACUUGGGUAGAUGGAAGUCAAAAAUUUCCACAGCUUUUCCCAUCUUGCCUGGGUUAUUUGUGAAAGACUUCAACACGGAUGAGGAACGCCAAUUUAUCUUAAAGCCCCGAAACUCAGCUAGAAUCCAGCAGCAAAAUGAAAAGGAAAGACCUCGUAAGACAAAAAGACCAUUGAUGACAUCUUGCUUCCAUAGGGCCUCUGUGCCCCACCGGGACCAAAUGUGUACUGACCCAAAAGUUAAAAAGACAGGACAACUAUUUGGCAAACAACUGAGUUGCAUUUGUCCCAAUGGAAAAUGGCCCCAAGGAAUUCUGGACAUACUGUACCGAUUAAGAGAAAAAGGCCCCACCACACAAAGCAUCUUUGCCAAAUCUCCCAAUGAGACAUCGUGUAAUACUCUAAAAGACAAAUUGGAUAAUGGGGAAGUGGUCGAUAUAAAAAAUUACUCGCUUCAUGACGUGGCCUGGAUCCUGAAGGAGUUUCUACGACGUAUUAAAGGCAGUCUGAUGACUGCCCAGUUAUAUGACAAGUGGCUUGCAGUUCCGCAAAAGGCCAACCACAAAGAAAAACUGACAGCAGUGCGGAGUCUCCUAGACAAUCUUCCAGCGCCAAAUGCUGCUCUAUUGGGCCAACUCUUUAGGAUUUUACACGAAAUUUCAAAAAAUGCUUCUUUUAAUCUAAUGUCAGCUCAAAAUCUCUCGGCUGAGAUAGCUCCCUACAUUUUAUGGAUGCCUACCUACCGCAAUAAGGUCCUGGCAAAUUAUAUCACUGAAAAGAUUUCUCUCGUAACAUUUUUGAUAUCAAAUUCUCCCGAACUCUUUGGACUUGAUGUUGUUGCAGUAUGGUAUGAAACAUCGUUUUUUAGUCCAACUAGUACAAAUACCUCAUGUGCCCAUAAUUCUCCAUCUAUUAUCAACAAAGGAAAGGAAACAGAACAUGGAAUCAACACCUGCCCCAGUGGGAAAACAUACAGCCCAGGCCAUGACGCACCAGCAAUUACUCCUGUGGCUCCUCCUCUUCAUGAGGGCAAUAUAGAGAAAGGAGAAGGCAAUGUAGAUACAACCCGGCAAGCAAUUUCUAAAACUGCUCCUGCUCCAAUAAAAAAACAAGGAUUUCGCUCUUUUCCACCAAUUUCUUGCCUGGACAGGAUGCUGCCAUCUCCCAUACUUGAUAUGCUGUCUAUCAUUGAGAGAAGGGGCCAAAAUACUGACCAAAUAUUCCGAUACCUACCAGGAAAAUCACAUUGGUCCCUGAGAGAUAAAAUUUACACUGGUCAAGACAUUGACUGGCAUGAACAAUCUGUGAUUACAAUAUCUUCCGUUUUAAAGAUGCCACAAGAAAACUAUGACCUCCUUAAACAGCUCAUCUGUGUGCUAUUACAAAUUAAAAUGUCUACCAGGAAUAACCUAGACACCUACAUGUUAUCUGUCCGCAUAGCCCCUCAUGUACUGUGGGAUCAGAGUGGCAGGAACUCAUUAUUUGGAAGUGACCUCUCGAAGAAGAUGUCUAUUAUACAAAUCAUGAUUGACAACUAUGUAGAUAUAUUUGGAGAUGAGGACCAUAUCAUUUGUGACCAUAAUCAAAAGAGUUCAGAUGACAAAAAGAUGUCAAUAAAUACUGCUGGUAAAAUUAAUGGCCAGUGUGACUAUUGA
This is a messenger RNA of Apodemus sylvaticus (European woodmouse), 2235 nucleotides long. Its product is annotated as rho GTPase-activating protein 20-like. Gene Ontology annotation, biological process: signal transduction. The coding region runs from base 1 to 2235 and encodes 744 amino acids. Gene Ontology annotation, molecular function: GTPase activator activity. The record is from RefSeq and is a predicted model, not a curated record. Lineage: Eukaryota; Metazoa; Chordata; Mammalia; Rodentia; Muridae. The transcript has 17 exons.